Messenger RNA from Hemicordylus capensis (graceful crag lizard), 1612 nucleotides. RefSeq names its product serpin family C member 1 (gene SERPINC1). The record is from RefSeq and is a predicted model, not a curated record. Bases 161 to 1519 code for a protein of 452 amino acids. Gene Ontology annotation, molecular function: serine-type endopeptidase inhibitor activity. The transcript has 7 exons. NCBI's taxonomy places the organism in Eukaryota, Metazoa, Chordata, Lepidosauria, Squamata, Cordylidae.
CUCACCCACCCCCUUUUCCGUUCCCUUCUCUUGUUUUGGCUCUGGCUAAGAGUAGAAGACAAAGGGAAAUCUUCUGAUUGGGAUGGUCUUUGUCUAAAGCAGGCAAACCAGUUUCUUGUUCAUCAUAUCUUAAAGGACGGAAAGAGGACGGAGGAGGAAGAUGCAGCUCAUAUUAUUAUUUCUCAUCUGUAUGUGGUCUGCUGUAGCUCCACAGCACCGCUUAGUGGAGGAUAUAUGCACUGCGAAACCAAAGGAUAUCCCUGUAAACCCUGUCUGCAUCUACCGUAAUCCUGAGAAGAAGCUCCUAGAAAGCACAGGCUCAGAGCCUGAUCAGGAGAAAAUCCCUGAAGCAACGAACCCCCGAGUCUGGGAACUGUCCAAGGCCAAUUCCCGCUUUGCUACACGCUUCUAUAAGCACCUGGCUGACUCCAAGAAUAACAAUGAGAACAUCUUCAUGUCACCACUCAGCAUCUCCACAGCUUUUGCCAUGACCAAGCUGGGGGCCUGUGACAGCACCCUCGAGCAGCUUAUGAAGGUUUUUGAGUUUGAAACAAUUUCAGAAAAGACAUCAGAUCAGAUCCAUUUCUUCUUUGCCAAACUGAACUGCCGGCUUUACAAAAAAGUCAACAAAUCCUCAGAAUUGGUGUCGGCCAACCGCCUCUUUGGAGAGAAGUCCGUGGUCUUCAAUGAUACGUACCAGAACAUCAGUGAGGUGGUUUAUGGAGCCAAACUCUGGCCUUUGAACUUCAAAGAGAAGCCAGACCUAUCCAGGGCAAUCAUUAAUGGCUGGGUAGCGAAUAAAACGGAUAAACGCAUUACAGAUGUGAUCCCUGAAGGAGGUAUUGAUGAUCGCACUGUUCUGGUGUUAGUCAAUGCCAUUUACUUUAAGGGCCUCUGGAAUUCGAAGUUUCUUCAUGAAAAUACAAAGGAAGAGACGUUUUUCAGACCCAUUUCUGGGUCCUGCCUAGUACCUACAAUGUAUCAGGAAGCUCCAUUCCACUAUGCCUCCAUCCCAGGCUCUAAAGUGCAAGUGCUGGAGCUGCCCUACAAAGGGAAUGACAUUACUAUGGUGCUCAUCUUGCCCUAUCUGGGAACAGCCCUGGUGGAAGUGGAACGGCAAAUAUCAGAGAAGUUGCAAGGCUGGCUGAACGCCCUGAGAGAGGUCUCCCUCUCAGUGCAUCUGCCCCGUUUCCGGAUGGAGGAGAGCUUCAGCCUGAAGGAUAAACUACAGCAAAUGGGACUGGUAGACCUUUUUAGCCCUGCAGAUGCCAAGCUGCCAGGUAUAAGUGAAGGAGGCCAAACAGACCUUUAUGUAUCUGAAGCUUUCCACAAAGCCUUCUUAGAGGUGAAUGAGGAAGGCAGUGAGGCAGCAGCUGCAACAGCAGUCAUGAUCACAGGCCGCUCCUUUGCUUUGAACAAAAUUGUCUUCAAUGCCAACAGACCUUUUCUGCUAUUCAUACGGGAAGUUGCCCUCAAUUCCAUCCUUUUCAUGGGCAGAGUAGCUGACCCUUGCCCUUAACUCUCUUGUUGCCUUCUGGUGGUCCCACCUCCUGUUUGUAAACUCCCCACGGCAUCUGGGGUAGCCAGCUAAUAAAAAGGUAUCUUCCCUGUG